Messenger RNA from Gigantopelta aegis, 4077 nucleotides. RefSeq names its product polycystic kidney disease protein 1-like 2. Gene Ontology annotation, cellular component: membrane. Gene Ontology annotation, molecular function: calcium channel activity; protein binding. The coding region runs from base 1 to 4077 and encodes 1358 amino acids. Lineage: Eukaryota; Metazoa; Mollusca; Gastropoda; Neomphalida; Peltospiridae. The record is from RefSeq and is a predicted model, not a curated record. The transcript has 22 exons. Gene Ontology annotation, biological process: detection of mechanical stimulus.
AUGACAGGAUAUUUCAGAGUUAUACCAGUUCCAUUGGAGGCGGUUAUUAAGCCACCUGGACUUCGUCAUAUUGUUCUAAAUACUCAUCGGUUUCUACUUGAUGCUUCAGACAGCAAGGAUCCAAACGGUCAUGAUAAUUCAGGUCUCAGUUAUGAGUGGAAGUGUAAGCCAGUAAACUCGUCUAAAGACGUGUGUGAUUUUGAGUCAGGGUAUAUCUUUCCACACAAAGGACCAAUCCUGGAAAUACCAGAGAACACAUUGCCUGUACAGAAGACAUUCAACAUCACAGUUAGUGUGAGCAAACCACGGAUACCUAGUGGGACAGCAUCGGUAAUCAUCUUCGUCAGCGGUGAAACCAAGCCAAAUGCCAACAUAACGUGUAAUUUGAACUGUAUUACUAACAAAGUCAUUCCAUCUAAACUUCUGGCACUGGAAGUAAAUUGUGGAAACUGUGGGCCAUUUGCGAUAGUCGUAUCAGCAUAUGUAUGGAAACUAUGGAAACAAUUGGAUCUCUUACCGAUGCAGAUACUGCCAUUGUCAGAUUGGGUGUCCAAGUCACUGACUGGAUACAACAAAAAAUCAAUGCUCUUGCCACCAGGGACACUCAAUGCAUCUUCCACCUACCAGUUUGAUCUUCAAAUUUUCUAUAACAAGAAUGCAUCAAAGAUGAAACUUGAAUAUCGGUUUCGUACCAACCAGCCUCCUGAAGGUGGAUCAUGUUCUGUAGAUCCGACGUCUGGCCAGGCUCUCAUCACCAAAUUCACCGUGUCCUGUCCUGGGUACAAGGACAAUGACUCACCUUUAACAUACAGUGUCUACCUGAAGAAGAAAGGCAAAUCAGAUACUCUCUUGUAUCAAGGAAACGAAGACACAAAUAGUUUAGUACUUCCUGCGGGUCCACCACAGUCCAACUCGUGGCUCCAGUUAACAGUUUACAUUUCAGACUCUUUGGAUACCAGCACAAACUUCACGUUAAGAGUAAAGGUUCAGACCCCAAAGGAUGAUAAAAGGACAUUUCUAGAAUGUUUGAAUGAUGUUUCUAAGGAAGCUGUUCAAGAGAAACCACCAGAGUUUCUUCAAAAAUCAUUGGGUAUUAUGGAUAUGCUUGAGACAGUAAAAACAGAAGCAAAUACUACAGCUGCAGAAAAGAAAAGAAAGAUUCGUGAGCGGUUGCUGAACAAUCUUAAGACUGUUAAAAAUGCAGAUAAAGGAAUGCUUCUUCAGAUGAGUGACCUUUUAAACAAGUUAAUUGCACAGGAAGACAACAUAUCGCCUACAAUGGAGACUGAUUUUCUGACUGUGACCACCAGCCUGGUAGGUGCUUUAAAGGAGAUAACGAAAAGUCAUCCUAAUGAUGCCAGAAAUAUCGCCAAGAUACAAUGCCAUGCACUGGUAACUCUGAUGGACAAGCAAGUGAGAGAAGACACAGAAUACAAACAGAUGGAGGCUAAAAACAGGCCUGUAUUGGAUGUUCUAGAGACCAUUAGUGACUGUAUGUUGGAAUCUGUCCAGUCGAUAAUAGAAGGACCAGUGAACGUCCAAUCUGAUCAGAUGUCUCUGACGGUUCAACAGAUCGAGCCAACUGUUGAUACAUUUCAUCUUACAGCUGAUCCUGAGGACCAUGCUAACCCAGGUGGCUCCGUUUUUUUCCCCAAUGACAUGAAGAGUAGAACAGACAAACCUUUUAACUUGAAGAUGAUGAUUUUUAAGAAGAAUCCAUUUCAGUGGUCAUCUACGGCAGAUGAAGUGAAUUUACCAGUGAUGAAGAUCUCAGUACAAAAUGAUGGAAAAAGCCUUAAUCCAUCAGAUCUGUCUGUGCCAGCAGACAUCUUCAUAUCAGUAAACUUAUCUAAUGUGAUGGAAGAAGACAAAAUAUACACAUUGAAUGUCACAUAUGACACUAUCAAUCAUAAAGUGAAAAAUUCCAGUACUGUACUAGUAACUGUUCCAGUAAUUAAAGGGAAAACACAAGUUGUGAAAAUGUUUGCUGUAGAUUCAUCAUUGAAACUAGAGGUGGUUUUGGGAGCCAGUGAAUCCAAAGUAAGCUUCAGGAAUCUCGAAUUGCAUGGGUUUGACUGGCCAGUGGAAGAUGAAGCUCUCUUGACAUUCAAGAACCAUAAGCAAGAUCCACAUCUUUUAUUCUUACCAGAAGAUAUUCUUGGAACGAACCACACUGAUUUCCAUCUUGCUGUCAGUGUUAAGAAAGGUCAGAUUUUCCAUGGUAAAGUUGAUGAUUCACACAGACUGAAGAUUCAGAUUGGCAUACAGACAUUUACUGUUGAGUGUUCUUACUGGAGUGAGGCACACGACGAGUGGAGACAGGAUGGUUGUAUGGUCGGUCCCUUUACAACUCUAACAUCUUUACACUGCUGGUGUAGUCAUCUGACCGUGUUUUCUGGUGGUGUUUUCGUUUCACCCAACACUGUCGAUCCAAUUGAUGAUAUAGCCUUGUUCCUGACGUUUUUCGACAACCCUGUGGUGGUCGCCCUCGUUCUUGCUGUUUGGAUUCUGUUCAGUAUGUUAGUACACUGGGCACGCAGAGUAGAUCAGGAAGAUUUAAGAAAGACUGGUAUCACAAUGCUUGCUGACAACUUUCCUGGAGACCACCAUGUGUACAUGAUCUGCGUGGUGACUGGCUGGUGGGUGCAGGCUGGCACCACCUCCAGAGUGUUCAUGUACCUCUGUGGGGAGAGUGGAAGAUCAUCACGACAUGCCAUGUUUGACAGCGAUAAGGAACUCUUCACAUCUGGUGCCGAGAACUGGUUUCUACUCAAGACCGGCAGAAGUCUGGGACAGAUUAGAUCUGUGGUCAUAUGGCAUGAUAACGGUGGACAACAGCCAUCUUGGUACCUUAAAGAAAUUGUUGUCAAGGAUGUCCAGACAGAAGAGGUAUGGCACUGUGUCUAUGACGAAUGGCUCAGCGUUGAUAAAGGACUGGGAACUCUUCAAGCAGACAUCCCAGCCAUUGAAGAUGCAACUUUUGCAAAGAAGCGUUUUUACCAGUUCAUGCACACAACCAGUCGGGACUUCCGCAAUGGACACAUCUGGAUCAGCAUCUUCUCCAAACCUCCGACGAGCCGUUUUACGCGUAUCCAGCGUCUCAUGUGUGCUCUCUGUAUUCUCCUGUCGACAAUGCUCACUAACAUCAUGUUCCACGGAAUUCCACGAGAUGUUCCCGAGUACCAGAUCGAUUACGGAGAUUUUCACCUCUCACUGGUGGACUUUGUAAUCGGAAUCCAGAGUGCCCUGAUAGUGUUUCCUGUCAAUACGAUCAUCAUCUUGUUGUUUAAAUUAACCAAUCCGAAACCUGACACUGUACUGAAAUCAGAGGAACCUGUGGAUGACAAGAUGAAACUUCCUGAGAAAAAGAAAAAUAUAUUUUCUAAGUUAAGAUUGCCGUGGUACUUUAUUUAUGUUGCCUAUUUCGUAGCAAUCACUACCUCCCUGAUCUGCUCAUACUUUGUGAUGCUGUAUGGACUUAAGUACGGCUACAACAAAAGUGUGGCAUGGCUCAUUUCUUUCUGCACGUCAUUCUUCCAGAGUGCACUCAUUACAGAACCUGUUAAGGUUUUAGCUGUAGCAUUCCUGCUCACUCUGAUAUUCAGACAAAGUGUGCAGUAUGACAGUGGAAAGCAAGAGCAAACAGCAGAUGAAGACGAGGAGUUCCAUAUCCAAGAUGAUUAUACAAAAUCAUCUACACACUAUAUAGCACCUGUUUCACAACACCUCCUUAAAAACAUUCGUACUCGAAUCCUCAUGGAUCAGCGCACUUGGGAGAUCCUGGUGGAAAUCCUGCUGUAUUUCACAUUUGUUGCCAUAGUGUUCCUGGUGGUUUUGGGCCACAGUGACGUGAAAGAGUCCUACAGUGUUACCAAUGCUGUUGAGAAUAUCUACAUCCGUACAUUUGAACAUAACCAAACUAAAUAUUUUUAUAAAACUGAUAUGAAAACACGGGCAUACCAAUGCUAUAAAAGAUCUCCCACGGUCAGGGAGACCGGGCAUGAUGUCACAGCGCGAGGACAGGACCCUGCCUCGGGCUCGUACGUCGUCAACCCUUUGCUACGUCUCCUGUUCUGA